Anguilla rostrata (American eel) is the source of this 4039-nucleotide messenger RNA. RefSeq names its product zinc finger protein ZFP2-like. The transcript has 4 exons. The record is from RefSeq and is a predicted model, not a curated record. The coding region runs from base 1227 to 3152 and encodes 641 amino acids. NCBI's taxonomy places the organism in Eukaryota, Metazoa, Chordata, Actinopteri, Anguilliformes, Anguillidae.
UGAGCGGGCAUACCACUGCUCCCAGUGUGGGAAGAGUUUCCUCUGCUCGAAUACUCUGAACUCAAAAACCGAGCUCCAGUAUCACUGCUUUCCUUGUGUGAAAUAUUUCACUCAGUCAUUUUAACUGAAGUUGGAAGCAUAUUUGCAGAAACAAACUUUGGCUGGUUUGUAUGAACUAAAAAAUUUUUGUUGACUUUUGUCGCUACCAUUUUAAAUUUUCUUUAUUUUUAUUCCAUAUUCUUUGUCUCUUAAAUGUUAUGUUCUUUUUUUUCUAAUUUUUUUACUUUUGAUUUAUAUAUUUUUAUUACAUUGCUCCAUUUCUUUUACUCUCGUAUUCUGUAAUAAAGGAAGAACUUGGCACACAGUAUAUUGAAAAUCUAGUUUAAUUGGCUUACCUUUCGGUCAAAAUGACCUCCUUCAGAGCAUCUAUCGUAUUCUGUGAAACACUCUGUGAUGCAUCCUAUGUAUGCAGGGUGUUCUACAAAUGGAAAAUUAUAACUUUUUGUGGAGUACUAAUGCUAUGCCAUCCCAGUAAACUGCUGAUCAUUGCAUGUGCAGAACAGGUGCUUAAAGAUAGAUUCUACCUCAAGCCAUGUUUGUUUUGAACAAAUUUGCAAAUAAAUUCCGUUGACAACUUCCGUAACGUUACUAACGUAUAUGACGGAGGAAAACUUGUUGAAGAGCAGUUGACAGUCAAAACCAAAUAUAACAAUAUUGAACGUAGUUUAUUUUUUUAUUGUGGCGUGAUUUAAUGUUCCUUGUCGGACUAUUUGUUUAUAAACACCACGUUCUGCUACUGGUCCAAAAGUGAGUGACAGGAAAGCGGGUCAAUUAAGAGCCAGUUGAUUGUCGAGAGGCGGACUGCAUAAGAAAAAGGAGCAUGCAAGAUAUCCAAGCCUGUGCAGGAGUGUUGGACACCUCCGGGGGAAAUAUUCCUGGCGCCCUCACUGCGCCAAGGUAGUUGUAUCCCGUGAUUGUAUCCUUCACUGAAAAAGGCAAAAGGACGACCGAUCAUUCGCUGGGCAUUUAUUAAUUACACAAAACUAGAUUCAAUCAAUGGUACCACGACUUAUAGUAACCAGGUUUAAUCCUUUCGAGUCACAAAGAGACGAGGGGUGAUGGAAAGAAGGAAGCAUUUCCGCUGCUCCGGUAGGCUAGUAAUAUAAUUUUUCAUUCAUGCUACUGGAGAUGCAUAUUAAACAUCUGUUCGGACGCAUUUCGUCAACAUGCAGAUUCCCGUACAUACGGACACAAAGAUGGAAACGGUACUGUAUGUAGACAGGGACACAGCAACACUUUCCUCCAUGGAUGAAUGCAAGUUGUUCUCUGCAUCCCGCCCUCCCUCGCAAGGAGUGGUGGAUUCUACCAAGCUGACAAACACCGACAACCAAUCAGAUUUCACAUCCAACCCAAUUACAUUUUUAAGCCCCUCCUCUUCAGGCAAAGACAUAAAGGCAGAAUCUGUGAUGGACUGCACAGAUUACACGGGGGUGGAGUCAAGGUCAAGUUUGGACAGAUGUGAAGACAUUGAGGAUAGGACAGAGAGGAAAACUGGAUAUUUGAUGAGCAGAGAGCAACAGGCCAUCCUAACCAACAUGAAGAAAGAAGAGGAGGAAGACUGGGAGCAGCAGAGUGUGAAAAUGGAGAGAGAGGAUGGAGUGAGAGAUGAAGAGGGACUCUGGAAGGAGGAAGAUAAAGAGAGGGAUGAACACAUGGAGGGACAUGUACCCAAUCAAAUAAUCCAAAUUUACAAAUGGGAGGUGCACGACAUAAAAUCAGAAAAUGGACAACAGGGAGGGGAGGAGCCGUCUACUUUGGUCACUUCCUGUCUGCUAAAACAGCCUAGAGUGCUGAUUCAGAGCACAGAGGUUGCAGAUAAUUUACUUCCUGCAUCAUCACCUCCUCAUCCAAUGGCCAGUGAAAGAGGUCAGGGAGCGAGAUCUCCAUGGAUACGGUAUGAGCUCUCACCACUGAGAGGAAACGGAUCUCUGAGACAGAAGAAGGGUCAGGUCAUGACCCGGAAGAGGAAGCCAACUGGCCAAUUGGAGAGACCCCUGGAACUGCUGCCAUCUUCAUCAGAGACCAGGAUCUGUGCUGAAGCCUUCCUUAUUUCUCCUGUCAUCGCCUCCCAGAACCAAAACACAGGACAAGCUGUUGAUGUGCCCUCUCAGGUCUUUGCCUGCUCCCAGUGCCCAUUCGUUUGCACAGAGGAAGUGAAUCUUCAGCAGCACAUUGAGAUGGUUCACCCAGAGGAGCUCAACAGGACUCUGGGGUUCCAACAACCUCCCAGCAGCACACAUCAGCACCCCACCCCCCCUAAGACACUCCCCACCCCGCCACAGUCCCACACAGGCACUCCAGGGGCCCACCCAUGCUCCCAGUGUGGGAAGAGUUUCCGCCAGUCAAGUCACCUGAAGCUACACCAGCGAAUUCAUACAGGAGAGCGCCCAUACCACUGCUCCCAGUGUGGAAAGAAUUUCAGCUACUUAAUCACUCUGAAGGUGCAUGAACGAAUUCACACAGGUGAACACCUAUACUGCUGCUCCCAGUGCGGCAAGAGUUUCACACAAUCAGAUAAACUGAAGGUACACCAGCGAAUUCACACAGGUGAGCGCCCGUACCACUGCUCCCAGUGUGGAAGAAAUUUCAGUCAGUCAAGCCACCUGAAGCUACACCAGCGAACUCAUACAGGGGAACGCCCUUACCACUGCUCCCAAUGUGGGAGGAGUUUCAGUCAGUCAGGUCAUCUAAAGUUACACCAGCAAACUCAUACAGGUGAGCGCCCAUACCACUGCUCUCAGUGUGGGAAGAGUUUCACUCAGGCAGAUAAAAUGAAGGUGCACCUGCGAACUCACACAGGUGAGCGCCCAUACCACUGCUCCCAGUGCGGGAAGAGUUUCAUUAAUCUACAGAAUCUGUCGGAACACCAGCGAAUCCAUACAGGCGAGCGCCCAUACCACUGCUCCCAAUGUGGUAAGAGUUUCGCUCAGUCAUAUCCCCUGAAGCUGCACCAGCGAACUCACACAGGUGAGCGCCCAUACUGUUGCUCCCAGUGCGGGAAGAGUUUUGCUCAGUCCUAUAAUCUGAAGCUACACCAGCGAUCUCAUGCGGUCGAGUGCCCUUUGUCUAGUAUGUGUGAAGUAUCGCUUUAGCAGAAAUGUUUUUGUUAAUAUUAGUAGUGUCAGCACUGUUUUGAUUAAUCCGGUGCUUUUGGUGAAUUUUAAUCAUCAGUGUCUGCAAAGGUUAUCUUUUGGUAUUUAACAAACAGUAAUAAUUAUUUUUGUUUAGUGAAAAUUAAUUAUCGUGUGCAUUAUGAAGUAAGAUCUUGAUCUAUAACAAACUGUGGUAGUUUUUUUGUGCCUGUUUGGCUCAAGUUAAUCCAUCUGUGCACGUUGUAAGAUUUAUCCUGAGUGUUGUUCGUGCUUUUUCGUGAAAGUAAAUCUGUUCCUGUGCCACCCUCUUUGAAAUACACAGCAGUCCAUAAGUAUUUGGACAGGGACACAACCUUUGUCAUCUUGGCUCUGUACUCCAGCACAUUGGAUUUGAAAUAAAACAACUGAUAUGAGGUUAAAGGGCACAUUGGCAUCUCUAAUUUGAGGGUGUCUACAUCCACAUCUGAUGACCAGUGAAGGAUUUAGAGCCCUGUUUAUACACAGGAAACAGAACAUGGGAACACCAACUCUCACUCUCAACUGAGCAACCGUGAUGAAAUAAACGAAUGAAACUGUAUACAGCCUGUGACCGAAUGCUCCUAACUCGAUCACUCCCAACUCAAUAAGAAGUCUCGCGCACGAAAGACGUUUCCAGCGCACAAGCACGCGCUCUGGAAGAGGAUAUAUCACCCAUUAGCUACCUCGGCUAGCGUCUGUGUCCCAGUGUGUGUAGUCUCCAUAUCUUUAUUUACAUACGUCGCAAGUUCGUUUCAAGUAGCAUUUUAAUUAUUGGGGCGAAACCUUUGAACAGUCUUCAAUUUGCAUAUAGACUCUAGCUACCUGCGAAUCAGACGACACUAGUUAAACACUUAGCAUUCACAUUUUAU